AUGGUGUCACCGCCUAGGCUACGCAUCACCAAGGACCCCAAGGCUGCUGAUGAUGGCGAUUUUGUCCCCAAGCGCAGCGCCUGUUUAGCGGCUAAGAGCAAGUUCAGAGCAACGAAGUCGGACGCCCAGGCAAGAAUGGUGCUCCUGAAAAAGCUCGAGCUUGAGGAGGUUGAGACGGAGAAGCCUGAUGAGGCAUCCUUUGAGGAGUUUCAGUAA
Messenger RNA from Miscanthus lutarioriparius, 216 nucleotides. Lineage: Eukaryota; Viridiplantae; Streptophyta; Magnoliopsida; Poales; Poaceae. The record is from the annotation of a GenBank genome assembly.